This is a messenger RNA of Plasmodium adleri (nom. inval.), 714 nucleotides long. Its product is annotated as conserved Plasmodium protein, unknown function. The record is from RefSeq and is a predicted model, not a curated record. Bases 1 to 714 code for a protein of 237 amino acids. The transcript has 10 exons. Lineage: Eukaryota; Apicomplexa; Aconoidasida; Haemosporida; Plasmodiidae.
AUGUAUGAAAAUAAAAUAAUACCACUUCAAAAGGAUAGACGAAAAUACCUGCAGAGCUGUAUUGAAAAUAUGUCUAUAACCUUUGUGUUAUUUGGUACUAUAAAUAUUUUCUUUAAUUUAUUGAUAAAUCUUAUAAAUAUAGGAAGAAUAAAUUACGAUCAUUUUUUUAAAUUAUUUUAUUAUACCUCUGGGUUAUGGAUUAUAAUAAUUUUAGUACAAAUUACCAGUUAUUUAUUUUCUUCAGGAUUUUUUGAAAAUUUGGCUACUAUAUUUUUACAUGACAAUGAAAGGAAUAAAGGUGAUAUCUGGAAUAUUCAGAACAUUGGGAUGUUCUUAAUUAAUAUUAUAACUCUUGGGUGGUUGUCCAUUUUUUCCUUCUAUGGAAUAUUUUCAUAUAUAAUAAAUAGCUUCGAUUUGAUAAAUGGUUUUAUGAUUUCCACAACUAUUUUAAAUUUUUCAAUAAAUUUACUUUUCGUCCUUAACCAAUUUUUAUAUUUUUUGUUAAAAGUUCAUGAAAUUAGAAAUAUAGAAUUCAAUAAUUUCUUGAUACAUUUCUUACCUGGAUUUUCCAGAAUGUUAGAAUCCAUCGUUUUAUCAGUUAAAUCUAAAAUAAUGGACAAUUUAUUAAAUAAAGAUUAUGUAAAAGAGAAAAAUAAAAAACGAUUUAUGGACCAUAAUUCAUAUCCAUUCGAGAACUUGUUUUUAAUUAAUUAA